Stegostoma tigrinum is the source of this 2724-nucleotide messenger RNA. RefSeq names its product basic helix-loop-helix family, member e23 (gene bhlhe23). Gene Ontology annotation, molecular function: protein dimerization activity. The record is from RefSeq and is a predicted model, not a curated record. The transcript has a single exon. NCBI's taxonomy places the organism in Eukaryota, Metazoa, Chordata, Chondrichthyes, Orectolobiformes, Stegostomatidae. Bases 265 to 1014 code for a protein of 249 amino acids.
CCUCCUGAUUGGGUAGACGGCAUGUCCCAACAGGCGACUCUCUGCAAUAACCUGAAAGUGGGAUAGAAAGUGAGUCACAUCUCUCCUAGUGCUCGGACGCGCACUGGAGAAGAGGACCGAGGAGCUGUCUCUCUCUCUCUUUCUCACACACACACACAGCUUCUGUGCCCUUUUUUUUCUCAUUCAAAACGUCGCCAAUUCAAUAUUGAAGAAAGGCGAACAGGGGUAAUCCUUUUUGAUUCAAGUGACUGAUUCUUAAAAAAAAUGAACGUUGCGGAAGGAGAUCUGUUUCAUAGCGCUGCAAACAUCUCUGUCAAAGGGAGGGACGAGUUAAAUUCCAUUGUCAAUGACACAUAUAUUGAUCUGCCCCAGCGCUACAGCCAAUCUACAUUUAGCUACAGUGGCACUAGCCGAGGUGCUGAAAACCGGGAGAGCUGGUCUGGACAAAGCUGUACUCCAUACUCUAUCAGUCAGGAUCCAAAAACAACAGAAAGCAGCGAAGACCAGACAGGAGACGAAGAAGAUAGCGACGGCCGGUCUGCCGGGAGCACAAGGAAUCCAAGCAGUGACAACGAGGGCAAACUAAAAAGUUCAAUUGGCAAGAAAGACAAAGAGCCUCGCUCGCUGAGACUAAGCAUCAAUGCCAGGGAGAGGAGAAGGAUGCACGACUUAAACGAUGCACUGGAUGGUCUUAGAUCUGUGAUUCCUUAUGCCCAUAGCCCAUCAGUCAGAAAACUGUCCAAAAUCGCCACUUUGCUUCUGGCGAAAAACUACAUCUUAAUGCAGGCUCAGGCUUUGGACGAAAUGAGGCGGCUUGUAGCUUAUUUGAACCAGGGCCAGGCGCUGACAGGACCCAUUCCCUCUGCAGCUGCAUUGACCAACACAUUGAGCUCCUUCGGACAGUCUGCUGUUUACCCAUUUACAGGCACUUCGAUUGCUGCUUGUCCGGAUAAGUGUGCUGUCUAUACAGGAACACCCUCCAGUCUUUGCAAACAUUGUAAUGAUAAGCCUUAAUCAACAUGUCAAUCCAUUCAUCCAUCUGUCCAUCCAUUCUGUUGUGAAUUUAGAAAUUUUAUUUUGCUCUUUUUUGUCUCUGUACAAACAAGCUAGUUUGUUGUUUAUUUACUUUUGUCUCCAAGUAGUAAUCGUUUCGACGCCACUUGCCAAUUUUCGCUAACCUACUAUUAUGGCCCUAACUACUUCGUCGAAGAGACCAAUUGAUAUACAUAGAUAGAUGGAUAAAUGGCCCAUAAAAGUCUUAAGUUCUGGAGUUUUUUUUCAGUUACUACUUUUUUCUAACGUAUGAAGGCAGUCGUUUGGGGCGUUCAACGAUUGUUAACUAUGCAACAUCUCUGUACCAAGAUCUGAAGGUUCAAGGCUCUGGUUCCCCAUUAAACCUGACCUCACAUUAUUACUAACAAAUCUAUUCGAGAAUACAGGCAUUUAUACUUGUGUUCCAAGUAAAUUCAGAAAGCUCUUUUAUCGAAUUAACAUGUUAUGCACAUUUGAUAUCGAUGGAAUCCAUUCACGGUCCCAUUAAGUGAUGAUUGUGCGAAGUCAGGUUUUUAGAGAGAAUGUACUUUAAAUUUAAUUAAUUGCCCCUGAUCCAAGCACUAAACAGCAGAUGUGUAGGUGAGACAGUGUUUGAGUUGCCGUUCUUCAUUAAUGCAUUGAAAAGUUUAACAAAAUAGAUUUCCAAAGUCACGUGAACUUGUUCUACCUAAUUAUCAAUUGCUACUUUCGUGUAUACGUAUUUAACCGAAUAAAGUUAAUAGCGAACAUUAAUGUUGUGGGUUACGUUACUUACCGGCCUGACCUGCUUAAGAUGAAUUAUCUCCUUCAAUCAGUCAUAAUUCCAGUGACGUAUUGUAUCGAUUUUGUCCACUCUAUCCUAUUUUAUUAAACACAGUCAAUUCAAUAUUAGGUAUCAAUGUGUUCCUGUAUAAAAUACAAACCGCUGAGUAGGUUUGCUCGAAAAAUGUAAAUCAAAGUUACAAAUAAUGAUUGACCUGAAUUGUAAUAUGUAGUGCUUAUUAAAUCAUUGGAAAUUUUAAGUAUGCAGUUUACACGCAUUGCUUAAAUUGAUGUGUUUAUAUUAAAUAUUUCACGAAAUAGUUACGCAUAAUUGAGCAGAAUGUUUUGAGAAUGUGUUGCAUAAUUCACCAUAAUUAUAAAAGUAAUUACUGAUAAUUUGUUGCAUAAACUUGCAUGCAAAUUGAAAUGAUUUUCCUGCACUCGUGUUUUACAAGUAUUUGCCUUUCAUGCUGUAAUUUGACUUUUUUUUAAAGUAGUCAGACUAAGAGUUUCGGCAACGGAUUGGAGGUAUUUAUAAUUGAAUAACAUUAACGAUGCUGCCUUCUUCAAAUGGGAAAAUGUAGUGAGGCAAAUCUAUUCGAAUAAGAACUAUAUCAUUAUAUAAAACAUAGUUAACGUCCAUCAUAUGGUCUUUAUUAAGAUGUUUCUAUUUAUUUAUAAACUUCAGCCCAAAUGAAAAAAAAACUAUCGCGUUGAUGCUUCGGCCUUGACUUCUGUAUUUUGAUAGUACUUGUUACGAAUAUGAAUUCUGUAUUUCACUGUAUAUAUUUCAAAUUUGGCUAAAACUAAGACAAAUUGCAGUCACUUUGUGCGAAAUGUUUAUGUGAUGGUUACGACAAUAGAAAACUAACAUGUUAAUUUUAUCAUGAAGACUUACGAUUUGUCAGAAGUAAAGACCGUCCUAAAGUA